AGCAAAAUCAGCCCGAAUACAUCUUUUAGCAUAUCCCGACUGAUGAUGGACUCCGAGAGACUAAAAUCAUUAGAAGAUGCCGAGGAAGAACUGCGCCGGCGGCGUGAGCGCGGCAAAUUGGCACAGCGCGCAUUCAGGAAACGCCAGAGUAACAAAGUCUCAAAAGACAAGCGCAAUGAAGCAGAGGCAACCCGAAGACUGAAAGCGGCAAUAGAUGGGAUUAUUAAGGUGGCACACAGUGAUGAUCGUCCGGAGCUUCUUCGAGCAAUCCAAGAGGCGGCUGAAGUAGCGGGAUCGGACGUGUGGAGGUCAAGCGAAGUUCUCAACAGCAGAGACGAAGAUGGGACGGCUACCACGGGACCGUCAUACCCACCAAAUACCGAGAACUAUGUACCAAAGAGUGGGAUUCAUCCAGCUAGGACGACGAGUGCUGCCCUAGGAAGUAUGCACCACGAGAGCUGGGCAGAUUUGAGGCUGAACAAUCUGAAGUCGAGCUUGUUCGGAACUGAAUUGGAUUUAGAACCGGUGAGCCCGCGAUUGGACUACGGACUUUGGUUCGAUGCCGGUCGAUUUCUACGAAUAGAUGACCCACCUCUAGAUAUCGUUCCAUAUCUCGGUAAAGGGAUGAAAACGUUUGCGGGUCGAUUAUUCUGGAACUGCGGAGAGUAUCUAUUGGAUUUGUGCCGCAGAGUCGAGGCCUAUAAUAAAACAAAUCCAUUAAUCGCAAGGGAAGCGCACCAGAGGAUUUGGAAUAUGGUCCAGCAUUCACCGCCUUUACAUAAUAUACACUAUAUUAUAGCCUUAGCGGAAGCGCGCCGUGAAUUUCGCGACCGUGGCUACAUCGAGGGGAAUAAUCCUGCAGGUGAAGUCGACUCGGCCGAGAUUCUGAAUGAACAUGUACUAGCGGACUAUGAGAAAAGGGGAGAUGAUGCGACUAUCUGGUUAUCCCCAGGAGGCGUCGAAACUAAGCUUCGAGGGCUUAUGAGUGAUGAGUUAUACAGGCGCCUCGAACAUGUGUUAGAAAACUGCGACUUAAGCCUGGCAGGAGACCCUUUAACUGAGAUGAUACAGUCGAUUAUCCAUACUAUGUCGAGAAGCUAUAUCUGCUUCGGGGAUGGACCUCGCUGGCGCGCCGAUCGCGUGGCUGCAAUAUUCAACGGAAAUGCUCGGAGCGAAUUAGCGUAAAGAGAUAUGCUAUUGCGCGAGAUUUAGACUUUUAGUUAACCAACAGAUUGAAUGACUUCUCUGACGAUAAAGACUUGCGCCGAGUGACUCAUAAGUCUGCGUUAGAUGAUUCCCCAACAUAAAAUAGGAUCGAGCCUUGAACGCAAC
Molecule: messenger RNA, 1332 nt
Organism: Annulohypoxylon maeteangense
Lineage: Eukaryota; Fungi; Ascomycota; Sordariomycetes; Xylariales; Hypoxylaceae
Exons: 2
Coding region: 43-1185 (380 amino acids)
Source: RefSeq, a predicted model, not a curated record